Pollicipes pollicipes is the source of this 2775-nucleotide messenger RNA. Its product is annotated as sodium-coupled monocarboxylate transporter 1. The transcript has 12 exons. Gene Ontology annotation, biological process: transmembrane transport; sodium ion transport. The record is from RefSeq and is a predicted model, not a curated record. Gene Ontology annotation, molecular function: symporter activity. Gene Ontology annotation, cellular component: membrane. The coding region runs from base 51 to 1826 and encodes 591 amino acids. NCBI's taxonomy places the organism in Eukaryota, Metazoa, Arthropoda, Thecostraca, Pollicipedomorpha, Pollicipedidae.
AGCCGAGAGGAACUCCAGGAGGCUCGGCAGUGCCAGACCCGGCGGACAGCAUGACGACCCGCCAGACCUUCAGCAUCGUCGACUACUGUGUGUUCGGAGGUGUUCUCCUUUUAUCACUGCUCAUCGGCGUCUACCAUGCCAUCCGCGGCAAACAUACGAACGAAGAGCUGCUGCUCGGUGGCAGGAAGAUGUCCAUCGUGCCGGUGGCCGUCUCCAUCAUGGUCAGCUUUCUGUCAGCCAUCCUCAUUCUGGGCUCGCCGGCGGAGAUGUACGUGAACGGCGUGCAGUACUGGAUCAGCGUGCUGGCCUACGCCGCCCUCCUGCCGGCCGUGGCCAUCCUCUUCGUGCCUAUUUUCUACCGCUGCGGCAUCACCACCGUCUACGAGUACCUUGAGUUCAGGUUUGAAAAUAAUCUCCUGCGAGCCCUGUGCGUGCUGAUCUACCUCGUCCGGACGUCCCUCUACAUGGCCAUCGCACUCUACGCUCCCAGCCUCGCUCUCAGCUUCACCACCACUCUGUCCCUGGAGGCCAGCAUCAUCGGCACGGCAGUCGUCGGCACCCUCUACACCACGUUCGGAGGUCUGAAAGCCGUGGUCUGGGCUGACGUUCUGCAAGCUAUCGUCAUGGCCGCUGGAAUGGUGGCCAUCGUCGUCCAGGGCGCCAUCAACGUGGGAGGCUUCACCAAUAUCUUUUACAUCAACGCAGAACACCAGAGAAUGACAUUCUUUGACUUUACCCUCAACCCUUGGCAAAGGCACAACUUCUGGAACCUGUUCUUCGGCACUCUGUUUCUUUGGACGACCGUGUUCGGCGUAAAUCAGAGCUCCAUCCAGCGCUACCUGAGUCUGCCUACCCUCAGGGCCGCCAAAGUGGCGUGCCUUCUAAAUGCACCGGCCACUAUUUUGUACAAGACGCUGGGGUGCAUGACCGGCCUGGCCAUCUUCGCCACGUACGCCGAUUGCGACCCGCUCAAAAUGGGCCUCAUUGAGAAGAAGGAUCAGCUGGUGCCCUACUUCGUGCUGGACCAGAUGUCCUACAUCACGGGCCUGCCGGGCCUCUUUGUGGCCUGUAUCAUGUCUGGAGCGCUCAGCACCAUUUCCUCCGGCCUCAACUCGCUAGCAGCCAUCACCUGGCAAGACUUCCUCGUCAAAAUCAGCUUCUUCAAAGACAUGUCGGAAGUCAGGCGGUCGUGGACAACACGCCUCCUCAGUUUCCUUUACGGCUGUCUGGCUGUUGGCCUGGCCUUCAUGGUCAGCCAACUAGGAGGAGUGCUCCAGGCGUCACUGGCCAUUAAUGGAGCCCUCAGCGGUCCAGUUCUGGGCGUCUUCUGUCUGGGCAUAUUCGUGCCGUUUUCCAAUGGCAAGGGCGCGGUGGUCGGUAUGCUGACCGCUGGCGCCAUCAGCACGUGGGCGGUGUUCGGUGCCUACGGCUCGGGAAAGCGACCCGAGCCGCUGCCCACCUCCAUCGCCGGCUGCACCGGCAACAUGACGUCGCUUGUCUCGUCCACCACGCCGCUACCAAUCGACACCAGUCCAGUGCCAGCAGUGGAGGAGGAUGAAAGCUUUCUCCACCAAUACGUUUACGGCAUCUCGUACCAGUUGUACAACAUGAUCGGCUGCCUCAUGUGCGUCAUCAUCGGAUCCAUCGUAAGCCUGCUAACAGGAUGCAAUCGACGGGAGGUGAGCGAAUCGCUGGUGAACCCCCUCGCUUACAAGCUCUUCAACUGGAUCAACCGCUUCACACGUGACGAUUCCUCCGACCCGCGAUAUGCCGCCGACAACCCCAUCUUCACCAUGCCCACGUACAAGCAAACUGAGGCGAACUGACAUCAUUUCGACGUUGAAUCGCAUGUGAUGUUGCUCACCAACUGAACAAAAGCACGCUGGCCACCCGUGACAAUCUGGCAGAUGACUAGCCUGACAGAUGGCAGCACCAUCUCCCACGUGAGCGCCAGCAUCGAGCAGGUUUACGCGAAUCGCGGGCCACGUGCAUCCAGCGUGUGCGCUCCUCGCGAUCUACGGAUCCACAACGACGCGCAAGCUCCGCCGGAGCCAAACCGCCGCGUGUCACGUGUGGGCACCUGCGGACGAUGUGCUCUGCCAUGCAGUAUAUGCCUUAUGCAUAGGUCUUGACCAGUAUAAGACCAGUAGAAGACCAGUAUAAGCCAUGCCUUAUGCCACCUGCCAUAAGGCUGGCUUGACAGGAAGGAUGGUGCCUUCGGGAGUGGCGGCUGGUACUCGUGGUGGUCGGCUGUGUGUGUGUGUGAUUGCUUGGAAUUCAACGAUGCUCGCGAAAAAAAACUGGCGUCCGUGGUUGAAACGGGAGGGCGUUCGAGCAUGGUUACGAGCAUUGACGAAGCGACUGGCGAUUGAGUGAUUCUGAAACGAAAAAAGAUGUGUUUCAUCAAAGAGUACAGAUACAAACGUCUGUGAUCAAGUGUUAAGAACCACCGCAGCUUUCUUCACCAACACAUCUAGAAAUAUGCGGAGGGAAAGUAGCAAUCUGUGGCUGCCAACGUGGAGUGUGAUAUAGCAGGGCUCCGUGAAUUCUCGAUUUGGACAACUUGGAAUGAUAAACACUUAUUAUAACCACUUGCAAUCAUUCUUGCCAAAAUAACUGAACACCGAUGUUAUACUAUUGUCCUGUCUUUCCUUGAGUACAUAUUGAACCAUCUCGCUGCUAAAAUCAUUCAAGAGCUUUACUGACCACUGUUCAACCAACCCCUGAAAAGGGAUCAGGUCCAGAGCUGAUUCCCCGUGCGACAUGUAAGUUGAA